Molecule: messenger RNA, 2241 nt
Organism: Thyridium curvatum
Lineage: Eukaryota; Fungi; Ascomycota; Sordariomycetes; Thyridiales; Thyridiaceae
Exons: 4
Coding region: 1-2241 (746 amino acids)
Source: RefSeq, a predicted model, not a curated record
AUGAAGGUCUUUGCUACUGCUCUGCUCUUUGUAAGUCCCUACAUGGACGCAAUCAGACCAGCUAACACCUGCACUCACCACCUGACCAGCUCCGGCAUCCUCGCGGCAGCCAACGAGGCCGGGUACCCAGCCGCCUGCCCGACCAUCACCUCGCACUCGCGCUGCUCGACGUGCAUGGUGCCCCAGUGCCUCGCCCUCUCCACCAUGAGCCUCCCCUGCGGCUGCCCAGACCCGCCCGCCACCACGACCGUGCACCACGACUGCGCCGGCCCGGAGCCCUGCAGCCCGGGCGGCUGCGGCGGCACCCAGUGGUCCGUCAUCCCCGCCGCCGCGACCUGCGGAGGAGCCGGCGGCCCGGCCUGCCCGACCAUCACCUCCACCGUGACCCCGGACGGCUGCACGCCGACCCUGCCCGGCCAGUCCUUCUGCGCCGAGCCCGCCUGCGCCAUGAUCGAGUCGGUCACCCUGCCCUGCAGCUGCGUCGGCGUCAACGACCCUCCCGUGCCCACGACCACCGUGACCGGCCCGUGCACCUGCCGCUCCGGCUGCGCCACGUUCACAUCCGUCCAGUACCUGCCGUGCCCGGCGUCGAUGCCGGCCCCGACUACUACUCCCUCUUGCACUGGCUCCGAGAAGCCAGGCGCGGAAGUGGCGUUCAAGAUCGAUGUUGACUUUGAGGCUUGUGACCCUGGGCCUCUUCAGGAACCCGGCGAUUGUCAAUGGAUUCCCAAUACUGAAGAGACCGGAGCUGCAGUCGGGACUGGAGAUUCGUUGCAACCUGCAGCUCGACUGAGUGGAACGAAAUUCGUUGAUAGGUUUGGGCAUGGAGCGUUCCUCAAGGGUUUCUCAUCUAUGGCAGUUGCAACGUAUGCAGUCGAGCGAUCCGGGCUGCCAGCACCCACUCUAGGAUGCAUCCUCCAGAAGGUUGUAAUAACGGCGGGCAUGCACGUCACAUCUGGCUUUGAGUUUGCUCUUGGAAAAAGGGACAUACCGGCACGCAUGACAACGCAUGGAUACGUGCCACUACUUAGAGCCGUCUCCCAGAAGUACGUGCUGUUCUGGGACGAGAGAGACAAACGAGGCUGGCUUGCCAACGGCGUCAGCGCAUUGCUCCAUUUUCUUCGAGGGUCGCUGGAACUAGAUCGUUUGAGCAAGUUCAGUUCGGUUCUGAAGAUGAAGCUCAGUGACCUGCAAGAGGCGGACGGUACGUAUGGUCCAGCCUCGGCUAUCGAGUUCCUCACUAGUCAACACAACAUGUCACUCCCGCUCUACGCAGAACGCGAUGGCAAAUUCUACUGUCUCCAAGAUCGUGUUGAGCAUCUCUGUAACGUCUUGGCGAAGUUGAUAGACAGUCAGGAAGAAAUGGGUCCAUACCAAGGUUUAAGUUUGUUCAGACCGCGCGGGAAAUUAGAAGGCUGGGACUAUAAAGACAUCCCCUCCUUGCGAGAUCCGCUGCACCCAAAAGUCGCUACUCUCCACAACACUGGCAAAGCUUGGGUCGACUUUAUCCGAGGCAUCAAGGCUGUCACUAUAUUUGGCCGUGGAUUCGGAGAGCUGCUUCAGCCAAAUACCGGUGCUGCAGCAAGCUCCUCGUCCUGCUGCCCAUGGUCUACCUUGCCCAAAGAUAGAUUCUACAUUGCCGCUCACGUCACCGACCUGGCCGAGAUUAUGGAGGCAAAUGGCGACGCCAACGCACAGCCCAGAAAACUGUGCCAAGAUAUCUUUUGGUACAGUCAUGGCCAGGUCCUGGAGCCGUGUCCAUGUGUCUCUCAGUCCCACAGCUCAACACUGGAUGUCAGCAAGAAACACCAUGAUCCAGUCCAGGCUUUGUUCUCGUCCUCGUUCAAAUUCUUCGCCAGCCUCUCGCAGCGCCGGCCCAUCACCCUGACCGACAACGGUGCGGUUAUCUUUGGGCACAGGCGAAAACUUCGCUGGUACUAUAAAGAUAUCGGGGACCCUGUUAUGGGAGAUCCUGUGGAAGGUUCAGAAUCCGCCUUGCCAUCAGCCAGUGACACAUUCAGCAAUUCCAUGGCAAGCGCAACGACGUCUUUCUCGAACAGCCAAGCAGGAAUGGACGACACGUCUUCUGUGCCAAGCGAGUCAUCGCCCGUUAUUCGAACAUCGAGUUCGAACGCAUCUGUGAGUGGUGUGGGCAGAAUCGCCCAUAAUCCAGCGUCAGAAGACACAGAAAGCGUUGCAGCAAAGCCCGCACGGGGGCGAAGCGUGUCAUUUCCUAAUUGA